AUGGGGGACUCCUCCGACGGGGGCUCCGCUAGUGAUUCACAGUGGAGCGACUCCCUGAUUGGGGACUCCCUGACGGGGGCGACCCUGGGUGAUGGCUACCCCUCCACGUGGAAAUCAGUGCGCAUCAAAAAAGGCGAAGCACCCGAGACUCCCCUGUCAUCACACAUGUCACCCGCAUCACAACUUCUUUGCAACUUGAAAGGCCAAUUUUCCACGUCGAGAAAAAAUACCGAAAGGGGCAUUUUCAAACGCGUAUGGAUGGACGAAGAUGAGCUGGGAGGAGGAGAAUCAACAAAGGAGGGAGAGGAGGAAGAAGGACAAUAUAAGUACUUUUACGAAACUAGGUUCAGCAGAGACAGUGUGUUUAGAGCAAACAUUGAUGAGUAUUCGCUAAGAAGGACUGUUUUGCCGGUUCGAGAAGGGAGAGGUGGGAAAAAGAAUCGAAUCGGGGAUGACGCCAAAAAUGGGACGAAGCUGGACGGACGCAAAAUCACACGUGAGGUGAAUCCCCGAACGGGUAGAACCUCCCAGGCGGGGGGAGAGGCGAAAGAAGAACGCGGUAACAUCCUGCUCGAAAACGCCUGGAUGGGGAUGAAACUGGGGGAAGAAGGGGCUUCAUUUGGUGGCGGCCCUUUUGGUAGCAGCCCUUUUGGUAGCGGCCCAUUUGGUAGCUCCCCAUUUGGUAACGCCCCCUUUGGUAACGCCCCUUUUGGUGGCACCCCCUUUGGUGGCGGCCCCUUCCGCAGUGACCCCUACUUGUGCUACCCCCUGCAGCUGUGCAGCUGGGACUCAAAAGAAAGAAGAAGCAUCGCCAAGGAGCCGUACAAAGUACUGAGCGCCCCCAAUUUAGUAGACGAUUUUUAUCUUAACUUA
Molecule: messenger RNA, 873 nt
Organism: Plasmodium cynomolgi strain B
Lineage: Eukaryota; Apicomplexa; Aconoidasida; Haemosporida; Plasmodiidae
Product: cell division cycle protein 20 homolog
Exons: 1
Source: RefSeq, a predicted model, not a curated record